UUAAAGUUGUAUGUGUUACUCCCGGGAAAGCUUACAUCUCCACCUCCUCGUGUAUAGUCUAUAGUCGUCGUAUAUGUCUUUAUUUGCAUUUCUCUACCUACGUUAAACCGUGAGCCUCUAAAGAAAACAUUUGAGAGCAGAAAGGUGGAGUGUACCUUAACGGGUUUCAGAGUAAAGGUGCGUCGGAGCGACAAUCACGCAGCCCGUACGGUUGAGCAUCGGUUAAUCGAUUGGAUUGGCACCCUCAACUCCAGCGUUUGAUGACUAUUAUCUCCAAGAGGUUUCUGUGAUGGAGUGGCGCGAGCAGUCUGCGGUUAGCUGUGAGGAGGCUUAUUUGGAGGCGCAGAGAUGGAUUGAGGCGGUCACUGAGAAACAAUUUGGGAGCCAAGACUUCAGAUCUGCGCUGGAGAACGGUGUUCUACUGUGCGACCUCGUCAAUAAGAUCCACCGCGGCCUCAUCAGGAGGGUCAACCGGCUGUCCACACCCAUCGCUGGCCUGGACAACCUCAACGUCUUCCUGAAAGCCUGCAAGAAGCUGGGAUUAAAGGAAGCACAGCUCUUUCACCCAGGAGACCUGCAAGACCUCUCCAGCAGAGUGACAGUCAAGCCACAAGAAACCAGUAGAAGACUAAAAAAUGUGCUGAUCACCAUUUACUGGCUAGGAAGACAAGCCUUCUAUGAUUCCUUCUAUGAUGGACCUAACUUAAACCUCAAGUCUUUCGAGGGAUUACUGGGAACAGCACUGUCCAAGGCUCUAGAGGAAGGUUCUAGCCCGAGGAGAAGCAGUGUGAGAGACAGCGGUUUUGGCGACAGUUGGUACUCUGACCGAGAGGAGCUGUUCCAGCUGAGAGGAGGAGGAAGAGGAGGCGAAGGAGGAGGAGAAGGAUACAGUAAAGAGGACUCCUCAGACAGCCUAGACUCCCUGGGCUCGCGACCCCACAGCAUCUCGUCUGACGCCACCCUUAAAGGGAGUAGCGAGGGUUGGUGCAGCGACGCUGAGGCCGACCCCGUCUGCGUCACCAUGACGACCAACAAGGACAGCCUCAGCUACCGGCGCUCGCUGACGACGCAGCCCAAGCCCGUCGCCCAGUUCAACCAGUUCCUGCCCUCUAAGGACAAGCCGUCGGGCUACGUCCCGGCGCCGCUGCGCAAGAAGAGGGCGGAGCGCAACGAGGACAACCGCCGCAGCUGGGCCAGCCCCCUGUACACCGAGGAGGACGGCACCUUCACCAGACUUCCGAGGAGUGACGACGGUAGUGACGGGAGCAAGUCGAUGAGCGACAUUGUGGACCCGGCUGUGGUGAAACAGGUCUACCGGGAAGAGAUUAAGAAGGUCCAGGAGCAGGUGAAGGAGAGCGACGACAAAUGGCAGGAUGACCUGAGCAAGUGGAAGUCCCGGCGUAAGAGCGUCAACUCGGACAUCGUGAAGAAGAAGGAGGAGCGGGAGCAGAUCGAGCAGAACUACGGCGGCGACAUCGGCAGCGGGAGAACACGCAGGUCGCUGAAGGAUAUGCAAGAGGAGAGAGCGUCUAGAGACAGCAGACGUUCCGUUGGCAGCCGCCUGAGCUCCCUCUCCUACCUGGACGAGGACGAGGACGUCUUCGCCGUGCCCAUCCCGGCGCCGCGUUCCCGCUCCCUCUACGGCCGCAGCAACACGGCCGACGACCUCUACUCCCCGCCGGAGCGCUCCCCGGCCCCCUCCCCGGCCCCCUCCCGCCCCUCCAUCCCGUCCACGGAAGACGAGGAGCCCGCCGCCCGCCCCGCGCCCGGCCGCCCCGCCUCCCCCCCGCCGCCACAGGAAGCGGCUCCGAGUCGCGCCGUGACCGGCGGUGGUACCCGCGCGUCCUCCACCGUCACCACGGUGACCAGCAGCAGCGUAAGCAGCAAUAGCAGCAGCGCGUACGCCGUCAGGAGCGCCGACCUCCCGGCCCGGCCGAGGAGCAUCAGCCCGGCCCAAGAGCCCUCGGUCACAGUCAUGGCCGACGCCGGCAAGACCCCCUCCCCCAGCCCCGAACCCCGAUCCCUCGUCUCGAAGGCCCCGGAGCCGUGGCGCCCCAAGGCGGGCGUGCGGACCGCGGAGAAGAAGGAGGCCCCUCAGCACAACCCGACCAUGCCCCCGGGGGUGUCCCGGGUGUCCGCUUCCCUUCCCAGGAGCACCCAGAGAGCAGACAGCACCACCAGGCUCAGCUCGGUCAUCAUGCCCAGGCCCUUCGGGACCCAGGCCACCCGCCUCUCCUCCCUCACCAGGGCCCCCGUGACGGUCGACUCCCACCGCCGCGUCAACGGCGACGCAGACGUCAACACCAAGUCCUCGGUGCCAGGCCGCUACCAGCAGUACAUGACCUUGGAGGACGAGGCCUCGUCUCAGUCCAGCGGCGAGGACGAGGAGGAGGAGGAGGAGGGGGAGGACGAAGCGAAUGAAGAGGAGGGGGUCGGAAAAGGCCUCAGCUCCAACAGCAAGAGUGUGUCGCAGGAGCCUCCUCGGGUGAAGAGUGAAACCCCAGCUCUGGGCAGCGAUGCCAGCCAGGAGAACUUCUCUGACAUGAGGAUCAGUCUCAACCAGAAGCCCAACAGCAGCCGAGACUUUGGUUUCCAUGCCGACUGGAGCGCCUCAGGGACCCGCGUGAAGUCCAUUCAGCCAGGCAGCCCGGCGGAGAUGCUGCGGGCUGGGGAUGAGAUUCUGAGCGUGAGCGGCCACAGAGUGGCAGACAUGAGCUAUGCAGAGUGGGGGGCCAGCAUGGAGGACGCUCUGCAGCAGGGCAGUCUGACCAUGGAUGUACGCCGUCGGGGCGGCAACAACUGGGACACAGACCGACCGGCAGCACCCUUUCAGAACCAUAAGACCAUCAAUCUCACCAGUUCGGACCAUUCAACGCUUGUAGGUGGGGUCGGCAGCAACACAAGCCCCACCAACACCAGUUUGGAUUUCACCUCACGCAAAUCCCCCGACGGCCUGGGGAUCAACGCGGCGCCCCUCCACUCCGUCGUCAAUGUGGCAACAAACGGACUCAACGGGGGUGUCCAUCAAGAGGCGGUAACCAUGAGAAAUAAAGAGUCAGAACCCAUGUCUUUGAAAAACUUAAAACGGAGGUCAGAGUUUUUUGAACAAGGAGGAUCAGAGACGGCAAUAUCGGAUAUCCCCGUGCCCGCCCUCACCCCCUCGGCCAGCCGCUGGUCCUGGGACCCCGAGGAGGAGCGCCGCAGGCAGGAGAAGUGGCAGAAGGAGCAGGAUCGCCUCCUACAGGAGAAAUACAAGCGCGACCAGGAGGAAAUGCAAGAGAUAUGGCGCAAGGACCAGGAGGAGGCUUACGACAGCAGGCAGACACAGAAGACCCAGAGCCUGGAGGUGGACGCCGCUCGCCCCUCCUCCACCACCCGCCGCUCCCCGGCCUGGGAGGCCCAGGAGGAGGAAGAGGAGGUGAGGAGAAGGAAGGAGGCGCAGGAAGAGCAGAGGCAGGCAGAGCAGAGACGCAGGCAGGAGGAGGAGGAGGAGCUGGAGCUCAGGCGCUUCAAGGAGGAGCGGGAGAGGAGAGAGCAGCUGCAGCGGCGCCGGGAGGCCGAGGAGAAGGAGAGGAGGGAGGAGGAGGAGGAGAGGAGGGAGGAGGAGAGGAUGAAGAGGACGGAGGAGUUGAAGAAGAGGGCGGAGGAGGAGAGGAAGCGGAGGGCCGAGGAGGAGGAGAGGGUGAGGAGGGCGGCGGAGGAGGAGAGGAAGAUGAGGAUGGAGGAGGACCUGAGGUUACAGAGGAGGAGAGUCGAGGAGCGGCAAGAGGAGGAGAGGAGGCGCGCCCUCGAUAAGCAGCAGCAAUGGAAACCCUCUGGCUUCCGUAGUUCCCAGUCGCACACCCUAGCUUACUCCGACAGGGAGAAGUCCAAGUCGACACCUGAGGCUCUGGAUGAUGUGGGAUUCUCCGAGAGGCGAGGUCGCUACAGGCCACAGGGGGGCUCGUCCUACUGGGCGCCUGAGGAGCGGUCGGGGAGGGAGCGCUACAGUUACUCUGGCAACCAACGGCUGGAGGCGCGGGUGACGGAGCGGAUCCUGAGCACUUCGAGAUACAGAGAGCCGCAGAGAGCGGCCAGUGGCUUGGUUGCGGCGGACCGGCCCCAGCGGCGCAGCCAGCAGCAGCUCCAGACCCAGGCGGACCUGGAGCGCCAGCAGAUCCUGCAAGACAUGAAGAAGAAGACCCAGCUGCUCACCGACAACAGCUGGAUCCGCCAGCAGUCCACCUCCAUGGCCCCCAGCAAGGAGCCCGUCGACGUGCCAAUGCGCAGAGGAGAAUCCCUGGACAACCUGGACGCGCCCCGCAGCGCCUGGCGGUCGUCAUGGACACCGGGUAGCACCUCUUCCAUUCCCAGCUCCACCCGCCCGCAGUCGGCCAUCUACGGCAGCAGCGGAGCGGGAGGCGUCGUGGGCGGGGGCACGUACUACGGCGGGGGCUACCCCGCGCGCCCCGGCUCGGUCUCCGGCCCGCCCGCCUCUGCCUCCACGGGCUCACUGCGAGGCGGGGCCGCGCCCCCCGCGUCGUCAUGGCGGCAGCAGUCGCCCUCCCUGUCGCCCACCACCUCGCCGGAGCCCACGUCCGAGCCGUUCGGGCGGCAGCAGCGCAGCAGGUCAGUGAGUGGCAAGAAAAUCUGUACGUUCUGUGACAGCCCGCUGGGGAAGGGAGCGGCCAUGAUCAUCGAGUCCCUGGGACUCUGUUAUCAUUUGAACUGCUUUAAGUGCAUGGACUGCAAGUCCGACCUCGGAGGAUCGGAAGCGGGGGCCGAGGUGCGAAUACGCAACAAGCAUCUCUACUGCAACACCUGCUACCAGCGAUUCAAAGCAGGCCAGCCAACCUCCAUGUGAAUCGGCUGCGCUCCACCAGAUUGAUGAAGAGACUACUUUUGACAACAACCCAUGAGCAGGGCAGCGGCAGCAGCUGUGGGGGCCGGACGUGGACACCACUGUCUAUGAAGCGUGUCGUCUGAUGAAACCGUCGACGGGUUCCUCAUGUAGCGGUGUACUCUGAUGUUUAUUCAUUUUCUGCUUGAGCGUGAGAGAGGGGGUGUGGUGUAGAGGAGCCAGGCUUAUGUCCGUAUAUAUCGUGUUAGGUAUUUCAUAUUUGUACAAAAGCAUAAGGGAUUUGCAUGCAGCAGUGAGUUUUUAGCACAGAGACACUGCCCCAGCAUCGUAUAGGUUUUUAAUAAUGCAGAGGUUUUCCGAUUUCCUGAACUUUUACUGACACGGACGAGUCACCGAGUCCGUUGUUAUGGAAUUGCUGGGGGGGGGGGGGGGGGGGGGAGUCUCGCCGAUCUCGUCUCUAGGCGUUCUCCGCACUGAGAUCCUGCUAACACUAGUGCUGACUGUCAUUCCGUGGUAUUCAUUUAUGUCGUUGUGCCUUUCAUUUCGUGUCGGGGGAUUAAUGCUUAAGGAAAUAAUUUGAGAUGUCUAUUUAAAAGAUGUGUUGGAGGCUGCAUUGACGAGCACUUAUCAGGGGUUUGAACCGAGAGAUUAAGAGAUUCAAGCGAUUUUUGCAGAAGAAAAAUAUGUUGUGUAUGAUGUUGAAAUGGUUGUGAGGCAAGCUUACUUCGGUAAAAAAAAUUAUGUAAAUAAAUGGCCAAAUACUGAA
Molecule: messenger RNA, 5606 nt
Organism: Gadus morhua (Atlantic cod)
Lineage: Eukaryota; Metazoa; Chordata; Actinopteri; Gadiformes; Gadidae
Gene: lmo7a
Product: LIM domain 7a
Exons: 31
Coding region: 290-4843 (1517 amino acids)
Biological process (GO): regulation of signaling; regulation of cell adhesion
Molecular function (GO): protein binding
Source: RefSeq, a predicted model, not a curated record